Molecule: messenger RNA, 1646 nt
Organism: Ailuropoda melanoleuca (giant panda)
Lineage: Eukaryota; Metazoa; Chordata; Mammalia; Carnivora; Ursidae
Gene: SLC7A6OS
Product: solute carrier family 7 member 6 opposite strand
Exons: 5
Coding region: 37-966 (309 amino acids)
Biological process (GO): developmental process
Source: RefSeq, a predicted model, not a curated record
CCCCACGCGUUCCCACGGUGCUCCGCGACAGCCGCUAUGGAGGCCGGCGGGACUGCAGUGCUUCGCGUGAAGCGGAAGCGCAGCGCAGAGCCUGCCGAAGCCCUUGUCCUCUCUUGUAAACGCCUCCGAAGCGGCGCCGUCGAAUCGGCGGCCCAAAAGACACCCUCCGAGGAACUGGAGAGAGGGCCGGAGAAUAAUGUCUUCCAAUUGGUGGCCACCGUGCGCUCCCAGGAGGAGCCAGUCCAGGCGCUUGUUAGAGCCGCGCUGCGCCCUUCUCGGGGCAGCCAGCAGCGUAUCCGCCGCGACCUCCGCGCUUCGGCUCGGGAGAUCCGGCAGGAGGGCCGCUACAGGGUGAUCUCUAGCCGCCGAUCCUCGGGGAUUCCCUCGAGUGGCCUAGAGUCCGAAGACGCACCAGGAAACCCAGAAGCCGCCGAGGACGCAGGCUUCCAGCUGUUGGACCUGGUCCACGAGGAAGGAGACCCAGAGGCUCUUGCCACCGCAGGCUCCCCCAAAACAUCUGACUCAGAUGUGAUCCUCUGCAAUUCCGUAGAGUUGAUCCGUGAACGGUUGACACUAUCUGAGGAUGGGCCAAGAAUCGGGCAUCAGGAGGAACAGAAGGAUGACUAUGUGUACGACAUUUACUACUUGGAGAUGGCCACUCCAGGAUGGAUUGAGAACAUCCUCUCUGUGCAGCCCUAUUGCCAGGAGUGGGAGCUGGUGAAUGAUGACCAGCAACCAGAAGAUAUUUAUGAAGAUGAUGAUGAUGAGAACAGUGAGACUAACUGGCGCAAUGAGUAUCCAGAGGAGGAGAACACUGAUGGAGAUGAGUCCAGAGGCUCUGAUGAAUACGACAGCCUCAGUGAAGAGGAAAGAGGCAACAGCAGACCAGAGAUGUGGAGCAAAUACCCUCUGGAUGUGCAGAAGGAGUUUGGCUAUGACAGCCCCCAUGACCUGGAUUCAGACUGAUGAUCCUAUGAUAGCUGUGAAGUUCAGUCACGUCCCCUGAGGGCUUUGACUGCAGCUUCAGCCACCCUGGUAACAUCCCUGGGCUUUCUAGCUAAACACAAAAGGAAAAAGCAUGUCCAGCAGCACCAUCCUACCAGUGAAAACUUGUGCUAAAGGAGUGUGUCUUUUUCAGUAAUAGUAGGGCCCCUUUGCCUCAAUCAAAAAUGACUCUACAGUCUGGGGUGAAAAAUGUGCCAUAAAAGUGAAGCUUCCUGGUCUGGGGGGUUUCCCAUUCUCUUCCUGUGCUAAAAGCCAGUUAAGUGGAAGAGAAACUCCUGUUUCCUCAGCACUAAGAUUUAGCUUUUCCAUACCACCAGGCCAGUGCCUCCACUAAAAGCCUGUUUCUUUUGAUAGAGGGAACUUAGAAGGGCUACACUGGGUCCUUCAUAGAAGGGCUACACUGGGUCCUUCAUAGCAGCACCAAUGGGAUAGUGGUGGCCAUUACAGAGGGAAGUAGAAUCUGCCUGAGCUCUGAGAGGUUUUAAGUUAAUAGCUGUCUCCACUGCCCUGCUUCCUGGCUCUGAUAAUGGUUGUAAAGAUUGCUGUGUUCCUUUGGCACUGGUGCCAGGGAGAACAGGAUGUAUGAAUGUGAUAUUGUAUGUUUAGUAAAAAUUAAAGGGAGCAAGAAAACUUCUUGAAAA